Molecule: messenger RNA, 1173 nt
Organism: Symbiodinium sp. CCMP2456
Lineage: Eukaryota; Dinophyceae; Suessiales; Symbiodiniaceae
Source: the annotation of a GenBank genome assembly
AUGACAUUCAAGGCCUUGCCGCCGAUUGAAAAGGGUUUUUGGCCCUUCUUGACCGCGCUGUGCAAGAGGGUGACAAAGAACUACUGGUUCGAGUGCAUCAUCUCCCUGGUGAUCGUGGCGAAUUCCGCGAUGUUGGGCGUCGAGAGCCAGAUGUCGAUGGAAAACCAGAACCUGGACUGGGCGGGCCAGGCAGAGGCAUGCUUCCUCUUCAUCUACACCAUCGAGUGCAUCCUCAGAGCCAUCGCGGAGAGGUGGGGUGCACUUCGCGACGGCUGGUUCAUCUUCGACGUUAUACUCGUGAUCAGCGCAUAUGUGGAGCAGAUCUACGCGCUGGCUUAUGACUUCUCGGACCAGCAGGUCAUGGUACUCCGUGCCAUGCGCCUCAUCCGCUUGGUCCGUACCUUCCGAAUGAUCAAGCAAAUCCGAUCCAUUUGGAGGCUGGUCUACGGCUUAGUGAACUCCUGUCAAACGAUGAUCUCCACCUAUGCACUGCUGUUCCUCGUCCUUUACGUUUUUGGCGUGUUGGCGCUUGAGCUGAUCAGCAACGACGAAAUUCUGCAGAACAACGAGGAGACGAGAGAAAUCCUGUCCGACAACUUCAGCUCCCUUGGGGUGACGAUGAUCACCCUGACUCAAUUCGCGACGUUGGACUCCAUCGCCGACAUCUAUCUCCCCUUGACCAAGCAGCAGCCCUAUCUGGCCAUCUACUUCUUCCUGCUGAUGGCCAUCGUUUCCAUCUCUCUUAUGAACCUCGUUACUGCCGUCAUUGUCGAGGGGGCCCUGGAGCAUGCCCGCCAGGACAGAGAGGAGGAACAAAAGCUGGCCCUCGUCACCACGAAGCAGAUGCUCCCCGAGAUCGUGUCGCUUUUCGACAUGGUCGACGCGGACGCAUCUGGCGAAAUCAUUCUGGAGGAGAUGCGAGAGCAUGAGUAUGGCUAUGGCAAACUCUUCUACGGGGAGCUUUUUGAGAUUCUGGAUGUAGACAACUCCGGGAAGGUCAACCGCGAGGAGUUCGUGGAGGGACUCCUAAAUAUCUUCCUUCGCGAGGUCCCGGUGUCCGCGCUCCAGAUGAUAAAGAUGCUUCGCCUGCUUCGGGAGACCAUGUCCAAAGUGCAGGUGGACAUGGAGGUUAUGAAGCAGGCUGUCGGCGCAGCCCUGUUGACGCCACGUUAA